AUGGACUGUGGCGCAUCUGCCCCUGAGUUCCUUACUCACGUUGUGCAUUCACAUCACGACCAUAUCACAUCGAGGCCAGGCCAGAAGAAGACUUUUGCGGCUCUCAGCAAGCACUACUACUGGCCAGGAAUGCGCGCCUACAGUACUGCUUAUGUUGAGUCAUGCACUCCCUGUCGAGCGUCAAAGUAUCUUAACCAGAAGCCUGCAGGCCUUCUUCAACAGCUCAUCCCUUCUCGUCGAUGGACGCACGUGAAUCUCGACUUUAUCACAGAUCUUCCCCUUACAACGACAGGGCACGACUCGAUUCUUGUCAUGGCCGACUCCCUCAGCAAGAUGGCUCAUUUAAUUCCUGCAAAGAAGUCAUUCACAGCAGCAGACACCGUAGAGCUUCUUGCAGACCGCCUUAUCCGCUAUCAUGGUUUUCCCGAGGUGCACAUAUCGGAUCGCGACCCCCGUUUCCAUUCGGAUCUUUGGAACCAACUCUGUCGCCGCUUUAACAGCAAACGGUGCAUGUCCUCGUCCUACCAUCCCCAAAGCGACGGCCAAACUGAACGGGUUAACCACACACUGGAGCAGAUGCUUCGUACCUAUAUCAUAUCUGACGAAGGCGAGUGGGAGCGCUUGCUUCAGGCCUUGGAACUUGCCUACAACACAAUAAGUCAUUCAUCCACUGAGCUCUCUCCCUUCGAGGUCAUGAUUGGCGAGAACCCGUUGACUGCUGCGGACCUUGAUAUUGUAGACGCGUUAGCUCCUACGCUCACUCCUCCGAUGACUAAGCUUUUCCGGCAGCUCUGCGACAGAGCACAGAGCCACAUUCUGAAGGCGAAAUGGCAGCAAAAGUACUACGCAGACACAAAGCGUCGAGCAGUGGAAUAUGCGGUGGGAGACAAGGUCUGGCUCAGCAGCCAAGCACCUACCCACACCUACCGCCUUUCCACAGCUGCCCUAAGUUCAAGCCCUGUUACUGCGGACCCUUUGCAGUCAGCGAACGCAUAG
This is a messenger RNA of Eimeria necatrix, 996 nucleotides long. Its product is annotated as Similar to Transposon MAGGYgagandpolgenehomologues, related. NCBI's taxonomy places the organism in Eukaryota, Apicomplexa, Conoidasida, Eucoccidiorida, Eimeriidae. The record is from RefSeq and is a predicted model, not a curated record. Gene Ontology annotation, molecular function: nucleic acid binding. Gene Ontology annotation, biological process: DNA integration.